AUGGUGCGACCAUCACCAUCACCAGCACCUGCUUGUAAGCCCCGGUACAUUGAGAUUGCAUGUCCAUCAUCAUCAGCAGCAGCACCGGUAUAUAAUCAACAGCAGCAACCAAUGAUAAUGACCGAACGGUACGAUAGGUUGCCAUCACCACAACCACCACCUAAAUUAACAUACAGAGCGCCUCCUAUAUACCAACCACCUCCACCAGCACCAGCAAAACAAGUAUAUCUGGUGCCACCACCUCCAUCACCACCACCACCACCGCCAGCAAAACAAAUAUAUCUGGUGCCACCAUCUCCACCACCACCACCACCACCGCCAGCAAAACAAGUAUAUCUGGUGCCACCACCACCACCAACGCCACCAGCCAAACCAGUGUACAUAGUACCAGCACCUGUACCGGCACCUGUACCAGUAAUACGUGUGCUUAAACAACGUCAACUACUACCACCACCACAACCAGCAGCUUCUCCACCAUUGAUCAAACAGCAGGAAGUCAUAGUCAUCGAUGAUGAAGAUCAGCAUCAAUCAAGUGAUACCUAUGAAGUCGUUAAUGAUGGUAAUAAAGUACCGGAGCCUGAGCUACCAGAGCCGCCAGAUGUUGUUGUUGAUGGUGAGCAUGGUGAGUUAUCAUGGUAA
Messenger RNA from Oppia nitens, 639 nucleotides. RefSeq lists its product as uncharacterized. The record is from RefSeq and is a predicted model, not a curated record. The coding region runs from base 1 to 639 and encodes 212 amino acids. The transcript has a single exon. NCBI's taxonomy places the organism in Eukaryota, Metazoa, Arthropoda, Arachnida, Sarcoptiformes, Oppiidae.